Molecule: messenger RNA, 1154 nt
Organism: Aegilops tauschii subsp. strangulata
Lineage: Eukaryota; Viridiplantae; Streptophyta; Magnoliopsida; Poales; Poaceae
Source: RefSeq, a predicted model, not a curated record
UUCUUAGCAUAUGCCGUAUUUGUUCAUAUUUAUAUGUCCCUUGCUCAGACAUAGACGAGCGUGAACACCCGGAAGAAUAUCCAUGUUCUGGAAUCUGCACCAACAUCCCUGGAACUUUCCAUUGCCAGUGUCCUGAUGGUACCUACAGAGAUCCACUGAUGAAACAGGGAUGCAUCAGCGCCACAACAACAAAAAAGACAUUUACAGGUAAGAAUAGCAUCGUUGUGAUAAUCAUGAUCAUACAUUCUUCCUCAAACAAUUUGAAUGCUCCAAACUCAUGACUUCGUCUCUUCACCUAUGAUACCAUAUUUUACAGGUUUGGUCAUAGGCCUAGUAGUCAGUGGUGGCUCAGUUAUUUUGCUUCUAGUACUUGCUGCCCCCUUCGUAGCACGCAGAAUCAACUUAAAUAGAGCAAACAAACUGAAAAAUAGAUUGUUCAAGCAAAAUCAUGGUUACUGUUGCCACAGCUAAUAUCACAGAAGACAGAUUUUGGUGAAAGAAUGAUCAUUCCUUUGUUGGAUCUAGAGAAGGCCACAGACAAUUUUGAUAGAACUCGUGAGGCAGGAGGCGGAGGACACGGUGUUGUGUAUAAAGGAAUUUUAGACCUACAGGUAGUUGCCAUCAACAAAUCCAAGAUCGUCGUACAGAGAGAAAUCGAUGACUUCAUAAACGAGGUUGCAAUUCUUUCUCAAAUCAACCAUAGAAAUGUUGUGAAGCUAAUUGGAUGUUGUCUGGAGACAGAAGUCCUGUCACUGGUUUAUGAGUUGAUUUCAAAUGGUACUCUUGAUCACCAUCUUCAUUUUGAAGGCCCGAUGUUACUAUCAUGGGAUGAUCGAACAAGGAUUGCGCAUGAAGUUGCUAGAGCUCUUUCUUAUCUUCAUUCAUCUGCUUCGAUGCCAAUUUAUCACAGGGAUAUUAAAUCAUCCAACAUACUUAUUGAUGAUAAUUUAACAACAAAGGUAUCAGAUUUUGGAGCUUCGAGAUACAUCCCAAUUGACAAAACAGGGUUGACUACAGCUGUGCAAGGAACAAUAGGCUACUUAGACCGUUAGACCCUAUGUACUAUGAUACCGGUCAUCUAACAGACAAGAGUGAUGUUUUUAGUUCUGGUGUUCUUCUUAUAGAACUACUAACUAGAAAGAAAAAAACCCAUG